Molecule: messenger RNA, 1062 nt
Organism: Suillus paluster
Lineage: Eukaryota; Fungi; Basidiomycota; Agaricomycetes; Boletales; Suillaceae
Product: microsomal signal peptidase 25 kDa subunit-domain-containing protein
Exons: 4
Coding region: 39-773 (244 amino acids)
Biological process (GO): protein targeting to ER
Cellular component (GO): membrane; signal peptidase complex
Source: RefSeq, a predicted model, not a curated record
AAUACCCCCCAAGUUCUUGACGCCUCCUCAGAACUACCAUGGUACCUCGAAAGAACGCCAAGGGACUUUCACCAGCACCGUCUACACCAGCUCGUCGUCUAAGCUCAGCUGCUUCCUCUCCAGAGAAACCACCUGGUCCGUUGAGCGUCACUAUCUCCCCAGAAGAGCGCGAGGUUAUCAAGGUCAACAAUCACAGCGUUUCUGAGCUCAAGAACGCAUGUGACGAUGCUCUAAAACGAUAUUUAUCGAGACCCGUUUUAUUUAAACAAAUACAUCUUCAUACCGAUGUGCGACUGGCUCUGGGAUGGGCAGGCGUAUUCACAGCAGCAACCACAGGCCUUUAUGGGUGGAAAACUGACUUCGAAAAGUCGAAGCCAGGAGUCUGGGUCGGGUUCAUACUCUACCUGGUCCUCACAUCUCUUCAGACAUUAUACUCCUACUUUGUGGAGGGCGAUACCGUCUUUGUUGGCCGACGGAAAACAUUCUCAAAGAGAAUAAUAACGGAACGGAUUACAAUUUCCUCGCGCACACUUCCAGUGCCAUCCUCUAAAUUAUCUUUCAAGCCAAGCUCCACAAAUUCACCAUCAUACACACUUUCCAUUAAUUAUGUCCAGUCCACAUCAGGGGGGAAGUCACUACUUGCAAAAGGCCGAACACGCGAAGCCAAAGAGUACACAGCCUUCUUCGAUGAGAAGGGCGUGAUGGCACAGGAGGUCUUCGAGCAAUGGAUUGGGGAACUGGUAGAGGCGGUAAUGGAGGGGAAAGGGGCAUGAUUUUUAUGUCUACGCAGAUGCCUUUAUUGUGCGGGUUGAUACGCUGGAAGGACGCAUUCAUGUGGUCCUUUCGCACCAAUCUCUGGACACGAGGGAUGCUGGCAUUAUAUCGUAAUUCACUUCUGAUGCUGACUCCGGUGAGAUGUGGACUACAUGACAAUUAUUUCAACAUCUAUGUACUCCUGUUCAAAGAGAUCAUCAACUUCGUUGGCUCGACAAGUAGAAAUAGACUCACAGUCUCGGUGUUCGGUCGGGUGAAUAGCAACACCCUAUCCUCGUCCAGUAUGAU